Penaeus vannamei (Pacific white shrimp) is the source of this 2602-nucleotide messenger RNA. Lineage: Eukaryota; Metazoa; Arthropoda; Malacostraca; Decapoda; Penaeidae. The record is from RefSeq and is a predicted model, not a curated record.
GUGUUUGUCUGUCUGUUAUCUAGCCUGGUUAUGAGCGAUAACGUGUGCAGGUAGAGUGCUCCUCGACGCGACCCCAGCCCGUGAACGCAAGCAGUGUGGCACCAGGCAGUGUCGUGAGUGAUACUGAGACAUCCUGACGUGCCGACCGAGCUGCGAACAUGUCUUAAUGAAUCACCGGCAUGAGCUGACGUGACGUGACGUGAAGUUCAUGUCUGCUGCAGAGUAAGAGACGCGAGUGUAUGCGUGUUUGGGUGUUACUCGCACGUGACUUCUUGCUCGGAUUCCACGUGUCUCGGCGGAUGGAACGUGACGGGACCCGAUGACCAAGACAGGCACGUGAACCCCCGUGACCUUGUCGUGACCCUAGAUUGCGUUAACGGGGAAGAACGAUUCGAAUCUAAACAGAGAAGAAGGUCACGCCGAGAGACAAGGACGAUAAAAAGAUAGACGCACAAAGAGAAAAUCAGGCAUAAAAGUCAAGAAUAAUGCAAAACAGAACCAAACGCCUUGACGUGGUGUGAGUCCCCUUGGAGGAAGCCUCGUCAUCCCCCCUACCCCUUCUUCGGCCUCCUAAAACACAUCGGAGCGAAGGAUUGAAGGAUUCCUCGCCGCCAUGACCACGAGCUGCGCCUAUUCGAGGACUAUGUUCCUGCAGCGACUCCAGUUCUGGGAGGACACCCCCAGACGGAGGCGGCGCCGAACGCCCUUGUCGCCGGUGGGCGGAGGUCUGCCCUCGGUGGCGGCCGCUGAGCCCCUCAAGACCCCCGAGGUGGUGCGACAUGUGGUUUCGCGCCUCACGCCCCCGCCCAGCCCUCCCGCCUCCAGCCAGCCCCUCUCCAGUCCUUCCGGCCAGCCCUCUCCGCCCGCGGCCCGCAGGCACCCCUCCCCCCAGCCCCUUCAGGUGCCUCCCCCCAACACCUUCCAGCCCAUCCAGCCCGCCCAGCCUGCCCUGGGUAGUCCUCAGGGAACGCAGUCCGCGCCCUCCACCCUCGACUCACGCCACAACCGCCACGCCCACCAGCAGGUUCUCUUCGGCGCGAGCGUGACCGGCGACGUCUCGAGCGCGCGCCGGGUGAGUGCUUCCUCGGAGAACGAGGAGGGCCUCAGCACACGGAAGGUUCCGCCCAAACUAGCGCCGCUGAGGAAACCCGAUAUUCCCGACGUCCUUCGCCCCAAAGACAACACGUCCUUAGCGUCCCCCGGCGUGGUCAGCACCCCGCCCACAUCCCGCCCGUCCUCCGUAGUGCUGGACAAGCCGCCCCUCGCCCCCGAGGGACUCCGACCCGCGGCUCUUCGCUCGUCCCUGAGGAAGCCGUCUGACACCGGCACCUGCUUCCUCGCGGCGCGGAGGGAGAAGCGGGACGAGACCACGAACGGCGCCGCGACCGGGCCCAAGAGCGACCUUUUCCGGGAGCAGCAGAAGCCCAAGAAGGGCGACCGCCUCUCCAAGUCCGACAUGAACCUCAAGAUUGACAGCAACAGUGGGGGGAGAGCGGGUGACAUCUCUACUCCCACGGGUACAUCAGACGCGGAGGGUGGCGAAGCCUCGUCGCCGCCCCUGGCCUCCCCCUCCCUACCAAACGCGGAGGUGAUGAGUUCGAGACUGGAGGCCCUUACGGCACGUGCCAGGGAUGCCAUGGAUCGAGCGGACCGCCUGUCAGAGGACGCAGCCGUCACCCCCGAGAGUGCUGACACGAUGGUUCACGAGUGCGAGCAGUACCUGACCACUGUGACAUCCUCGGGCAGGAGGGAGUCGCCGGGCACCUCGCGUCGUCGAGACCUGGGCGCCGCAGGCAUGGAAGCGGCUAGCGAAAGGGCUCAGCCUUCGCCAGCUGCCGUCACGGGUGUUCUUUCUGACACUGGCCAGAAAAACUGGGUCGGGGGCUCUGAAGGGCGUGGUAAAGAAAGUAAGCGGAUGGCUAAUGAAAAGGAAGUGAAGAAGAAGGAGACAAAGAGAGAAAGCCAAGCGGCGUCAGGGGUCGAGAGAAUCCCCGGCGCCCCCGCUGGACCUUCAGGGCCCCCGGAUUAUGUUGCCUUCAUGGACGAAAGUGUCUCUCCGCCGCCAGAGGAAGUUGUGCUUGGUCUCCAGCACCGUCAUCUCGAGGAUGAAGAGGAUGAGGGAUCCGACACUUCUCCCCUCAGAAGCCCCGAGCACCGAGGCAGCGGCAGGUGCAGGCCGCGCCGCUGCUCCCUGGAUGGGGAUUCCCCGCGCACAAACUCCCCGGAGGCGAGCCGAAACGCCGCCCCCGCGAGGAUCCGGAUCGCCCCACCACCCAUGGCAUCCUCAAGCGGUGAGCCUCGGCCCAUCCUCAAGAAAAAGAGCAGCGCCGAGGAGUUAGAACACUUCGAACCUCGUCCGAUCUUGAAGAAAAAAUCUUCGACCGACGAUGAGCUGGAUGACAGACCCAGAUCCAUCCUGAAGGGUGGUCGCAGCAGAGAGAGGACCUUACCUCAGAGGGCGUCAUCUCGCCCAAUCCUAUCCUUAAGAGGUCGCCUAGAUAUGACAGCGAAGGCGAGGGGGAGUUACGUCCAAUCCUCAAGCGUCGAGACACCACAGACGGCGUGCGUCUGCGGCUUCAUGUGUCCGAUGGGGAAGAUGUAG